AACCUGUAGUUAUAGUUCCCUCAAUCAGAACUCAACAGAAAAUGAUGUCAUAAAAACUUUUCAAAAUUAAAAAAAAAAUUCCUACAAUGUCAAGUUGCCAUAGGAACCAAAAAUGUCUGAGCACUUCUGGGAUGACCCAGUACUAAUACUGUAUCUUCUCCUGGCUAUCCACAUAGGCGAUAAUCUGUGGGGCAUUUACUUGCUGCUUCGCGAGAUACACCUGGUCUACAAAGUACAAGAGGUGCCAGACUUGAUACGUCCCUAUUUGCCGCAGGAUCUCUUCGACAAGAUGCGUCUUCACAAGAUCCACAAGGGCUGGUUCACCAUUGUCAAUACUAUGGUAGUGGUGGUGAUAAUGGGCGUGUUGGAGCUAUACUUUGGACUCUAUGCAUGGCUGUGGGACCUGACUACACAGUGUGCCAUUGCCAAUUGGAUGAAGCACGAGGUUAUUCUAAACCUGAUCUUCGUAUUCAUAUUGAGUAUCUACUUUUGGAUCAAGAGCCUUCCCGGCGCGAUAUACGAAAAGCUAUGCAUUCCCAGUUUGCACAAACGGCAAAAGGCAUCAGUGGCAGCCAUUAUCGUGAAAUUUGUCGUGGACAUAAUGGUGGGCUUUCUUCUUACCACUGCCAUGGUAGUUGGUCUUGUGUUUCUGACCCUCUGGCUGGGUGUGUUCACAGCUUUCGGCCUAUAUAUUCAGUCUCUGGUUCUGACGUUUGGCCUGAUGCUAGUUAUUCCCUUUCUGAUCGAUCCGUUUUUGGGCAAACGCGUGACCCUUGAGAAUACCAAUUUGCAGGCUGAGCUGGAUCAUCUUACCCGAAAAGUGGGCUUCCCGGCGCACCAGGUGGUCAUUAUUAAGGUUCACGAUCCAAACAUUGGCAGCAAUGCUUUCUUCUAUGGUUUUGGAUGCCUCAAGAGAAUCAUUAUCUUUGACGGCCUGUUGCUGAACAGAGGUAGGCGGGAUAUAUCCGAGUUGCCGCCGGAGGAGAUUGGAAAGGGUCUGCGGGACGAACAAGUGGUGGCGGUGGUUUGUCACGAGCUGGGCCACUGGAGGCACGGACACUUCUUCAAGACUGUAUUCACGUUUCAGGUGUAUUUAAUACUAAUGCUUAUUUUCUUCACAAUUACCUUCCCCCACGGACCUAUCUAUCAAGCCGUGGGAUUCGCCCCGGGAGUCCAGCCUAUCAUCGUUGGGUUUUUCCUAAUCUUCGGAUUUGUGCUGACCCCGUACCUGACCUUUGCCAACUUUGUCAUGCUGAGCUUGGGUCGAUGCUACGAGUACCAGGCUGACAAGUUCGCCUUCCGGCUGGGAUACGCUAGAGAACUACGUACGGCUCUUCUGAAAUUGUACGCCGACAACUUGGUGUUCCCUGUGACGGACAAGUGCUACUCCAGCUGGCAUGACUCCCAUCCCACCAUGAUGGAUCGUCUGGAGCACUUGGACACGCUGCUCAACUAUGGAAGCUGACAUACACAAAAAGUCAAUACAUUAUACAAACUAAGUAGGUUCUGAUUGUACAAUCCCGCUCGGAUAUUAUAGAUAUAUCAUAAAAUACA
This is a messenger RNA of Drosophila bipectinata, 1554 nucleotides long. It is a transcript of the gene ste24b, whose product is annotated as ste24b prenyl protease type I. Gene Ontology annotation, biological process: CAAX-box protein processing. Gene Ontology annotation, cellular component: endoplasmic reticulum membrane. The record is from RefSeq and is a predicted model, not a curated record. Gene Ontology annotation, molecular function: metalloendopeptidase activity. Lineage: Eukaryota; Metazoa; Arthropoda; Insecta; Diptera; Drosophilidae.